UUUUGUGGGGCCUAAGAACAUUGGAGGCUUGGCAAGAGGGCCCAGAAAUUAAAUCAUCUCAGAAACAGAGUGUUUGUGGUCGGCAUCAGUCACAUGGGCAGAGGCCAACAGCCAUGGCAGAGCCCAGAGCAGACAGUCAACACAAGGCCAUCUUUUUAGCUACUUUGACCAGUUUCUGGAAAAACGAAAACAGCUACCCAAAACCAGAACCGUGUUGCAUCCCUGAGAGCCCGAGUGGAAAUAGAAUGCUGAGUGAGAAUUGUCACUGAGGUUGCAGUUGGCGUGAAGAGAGGAUCUGACGAACUGCUCUCUGGCAGUGUUCUCAGUAGUCCAAACUCGAAUAUGAGCAGCAUGGUGGUUACAGCCAAUGGUAAUGAUAGUAAAAAAUUUAAAGGAGAAGAUAAAAUGGAUGGUGCUCCUUCUCGUGUACUUCAUAUUCGAAAAUUACCUGGUGAAGUGACAGAAACUGAAGUUAUUGCUUUAGGCUUACCUUUUGGUAAGGUGACCAACAUCCUUAUGCUGAAAGGAAAAAAUCAGGCAUUUUUGGAACUAGCAACAGAGGAAGCAGCUAUUACUAUGGUUAAUUACUAUUCUGCUGUGACACCUCAUCUUCGUAACCAACCAAUUUAUAUCCAGUACUCCAAUCACAAAGAACUGAAAACAGAUAAUACGUUAAACCAACGUGCUCAAGCAGUUCUUCAAGCUGUGACAGCUGUGCAGACAGCAAACACUCCUCUCAGUGGCACCACAGUGAGUGAGAGCGCAGUGACUCCAGCCCAGAGUCCAGUGCUUAGAAUAAUUAUUGACAACAUGUACUACCCUGUAACACUUGAUGUCCUUCACCAAAUAUUUUCUAAGUUUGGUGCUGUGUUGAAGAUAAUCACAUUUACAAAAAAUAACCAGUUUCAAGCUCUCCUUCAGUAUGGUGAUCCAGUAAAUGCUCAACAGGCAAAACUAGCCCUAGAUGGUCAGAAUAUUUAUAAUGCUUGCUGUACCCUAAGGAUUGAUUUUUCUAAACUUGUGAAUUUGAAUGUAAAAUACAACAAUGAUAAAAGUAGGGAUUAUACCCGACCUGAUCUCCCAUCUGGAGAUGGACAACCUGCAUUGGAUCCUGCUAUUGCUGCAGCAUUUGCCAAGGAGACAUCCCUCUUAGGGCUUCCUGUUGCAGCUGUUCCAGGAGCUCUGAGUCCUUUGGCUAUUCCAAAUGCUGCUGCAGCAGCUGCUGCAGCCGCUGCUGGCCGAGUGGGUAUGCCUGGAGUCUCAGCUGGUGGCAAUACAGUCCUGUUGGUUAGCAAUUUAAAUGAAGAGAUGGUUACGCCCCAAAGUCUGUUUACCCUCUUCGGUGUUUAUGGAGAUGUGCAGCGUGUGAAGAUUUUGUACAAUAAGAAAGACAGUGCUCUAAUACAGAUGGCUGACGGAAACCAAUCACAACUUGCCAUGAACCAUCUUAAUGGACAGAAGAUGUAUGGAAAAAUUAUACGUGUUACUUUAUCUAAACAUCAGACUGUACAGCUACCUCGGGAGGGACUUGAUGAUCAAGGGCUAACAAAAGAUUUCGGUAAUUCCCCAUUGCAUCGUUUUAAGAAACCUGGAUCCAAAAAUUUUCAGAACAUUUUUCCUCCUUCUGCAACCCUUCACCUAUCCAAUAUCCCUCCUUCAGUAGCAGAAGAGGAUCUACGAACACUGUUUGCUAACACUGGGGGCACUGUGAAAGCAUUUAAGUUUUUUCAAAGAGAUCACAAAAUGGCUCUUCUUCAGAUGGCAACUGUGGAAGAAGCUAUCCAGGCCUUGAUUGAUCUUCAUAAUUAUAACCUUGGUGAAAACCAUCAUCUGAGAGUGUCUUUCUCCAAGUCAACAAUUUAAAAAGGGGGAGAUGAAGAUUGGGGGUGAAUCACAUUGUUUGGUGUCAUCACCUAUUGACUGUUCAGAAAAGUGGGGACCAGAGUUUGAUUAUUUUGUUGUUUCCUUUUUUUUUUUUCAUGCUGUUAUCAUUCCUUGGUUAUAAAAUGAAAUGGCAUAUGUAAAGGCAGAGUUAUUAACUGCUAUAUUUCAUCUGUUCUAUAGGGAAGCCAUUUUUAUUGUCUGUUUAAAAUUUAAGUUUAAUUUUACUUUCCUUUUUCAACUUAGUUGACAUACGUGCCUUAAAAAGGAAAACUAGUGUUGCUAUUGUGCAUUUACUAGAAAAAAGGAAUUGGUUUUCUAGGGCACAUUGUUAUAUGGGAAUUAUAAUAUGUUUAGGCAGGGGUGUGUAAAAAGGUUAAGUUUUUGUUUCUCCUGCUUGGAACUUAUUUUGAAUUAUUGGCUUGUCACAUUUCUUUCUAUUUAGUCAAAGAUACAUGAUAUUGAAAGAAUAAAGCAGCAUUUUUUAGUUUUACUACCUUAGGCUUUAUUGCUUUAAAAAAACAUUGGCCUUUUGUAUCUCACAAUCUGGUCUAGAUUCAGUUAUGAAUGUAGGCAUUAGUUAAAAUUAACAAGAUGCAGAGUAUUAAUUUCUUAAGACAACAAAGUGAUUUCUGUAAGUUUGAGCCCUAUGUGGAAAGCAUUGUGGAAUCUUAACCUUUUUGUACACACUCUUGUGGGACGUAUCAUAUAAAUGUCAGCACUAAGUAAUGUCUUGUUUGUGGCUGAAUAUUUUUCGUAGAUGUUUUUGAAGUUGACAUGACUUACGUGCAUUUAAAUAUAUAUUGCCAUCCUUAGUUUGUAAUUAAGAUUUGGAAUAUGGUUGUGGAUUUCUGAGCAUGUGCAGACUGGUCUAGCUAGUUCAGGAACUGGUGCAUGUAUUUUUCAAAGAUAAAGAAAGUGUACUGCGAAAAUUUGCAGGAAGAUUAAUUUUGUGGCAGUUUUCUAAAACUGACAACCAGGUGGGACCAAAGUUUAUGUGCCUUUAGUCUUAAUUUACCUUGCAUUGUAAUAUUCAGUUUUAAUAAAUCUUCAAAAUAUUUUGUAUUUAGGAAUAGAUCUGACUUUAAUAAAAACAUGGCUCAGAAUCUACAGGUCAAAUUAAUUUGAACAGUUCUUGUCAAUCUGAAUUGUUGAUUCUGUUUAAAUGACCAAUACUUUUUGAAAUUGAUGUACUUAGUUUCAAGAUUCAUAGAUUCUGUUAUCUAUGUAGACAGAAUGGUCAUGUAUAUUUUCUAUUAGUUGAGUUUUUACAUCUUUAGAAAUGUAAAAUUCAGUAUAGUUUGAAAGCGGCACAAUUAAAAAUUAAUUUUCUAACAAA
This is a messenger RNA of Equus caballus (horse), 3220 nucleotides long. It is a transcript of the gene PTBP2, whose product is annotated as polypyrimidine tract binding protein 2. The record is from RefSeq and is a predicted model, not a curated record. Gene Ontology annotation, biological process: regulation of RNA splicing; mRNA processing. Gene Ontology annotation, molecular function: mRNA binding. NCBI's taxonomy places the organism in Eukaryota, Metazoa, Chordata, Mammalia, Perissodactyla, Equidae. Gene Ontology annotation, cellular component: nucleus.